AGUCUCUGUGCUCUCCUGGGGGAGAAAGGUCAAACAAGCUGUUUGGGUGGGAAAAGAGAAUGGAGGAAGUUGACAUAGAUGGGCGGGGCUCUUGGGGGGGCUGACCAGGAACCCAGCUUCCUGCUCAGUACCCAGACAUUCAGCCCCCAGCUCACCCCCACCCCUGCCAGCCCCCCACUCCCCUCAGGAAACCAGCCCUCCUCCUGAAUCCGGGCCACCCCUCCCCCUUGGGCUUCUCCCCUCCCGGGGAUGGAGACUGAAAGACCCCAGGAAGAGGAUGGUGAGCAGGGACACCCUCAUCGUGAGCAGGGCUGGUCCCCUCUGAACUCUACCACUCGGCCUUGGCGAUCGGCUCCUCCGUCCCCCCCUCGGCCAGGGACCCGCCACACAGACCUGGGGCCACGCUCGGCCUCCCUGCUAUCCCUGCAGACUGAACUCCUCCUGGACCUGGUGGCUGAGGCCCAGUCCCGUCGCCUCGAGGAGCAGAGGGCCACUUUCCAGGCUCCCCAGAACGCCCCCAGCCUAACUCCAGCCCCAGCCCGGCCCAUGGAGGAGAGGGAGCGGCUCUACAGCACUAUCCUCACCCACCAGUGCCAGCGGAUGGAGGCCCAGCGGUCAGAGCCGCCCCUGCCCCCAGGGGGGCAGGAGCUCCUGGAGUUGCUGCUGAGAGUUCAGGGUGGGGGGCGCAUGGAGGAGCAGAGAUCCCGGCCUCCCACACACACCUGCUGAGACCCGAGCGCCCCGCCGGCCCUCCUCCCUCCUGGGGCGCAAACUGGGAGCCCACUGCACGCCUGGCUAGGCUUGGCAGGGGCCCCAGAGACUGAAGACGCGGGAGAAACCGCACCCUCGCGGCCCGCACUCCGCACCUUGCCCGGGCACGGCAGGGGUGCGAGGAAGCGCGCCCGCCCUGGCACGGGCAGGUACGCAGGCCUGGACGCCCUCCGCCAGGGCGCCGGAGCUGUCAGGCUCGGAGCCAGGGUGUCACCGGGCGCCCUAGACCCCACUAACGACUGCGCCCCCCACCCCUCCACCCCGGCCGAAGACGGCGGGGGCCGCGGGGAGUCGGUCCCAGGCCCCUGCGCCCGACUGGCUGCACCAAUAAACGCGAU
Octodon degus (degu) is the source of this 1109-nucleotide messenger RNA. RefSeq names its product G protein signaling modulator 3 (gene Gpsm3). Bases 250 to 729 code for a protein of 159 amino acids. Lineage: Eukaryota; Metazoa; Chordata; Mammalia; Rodentia; Octodontidae. The transcript has 4 exons. The record is from RefSeq and is a predicted model, not a curated record. Gene Ontology annotation, molecular function: GTPase regulator activity; protein binding. Gene Ontology annotation, biological process: regulation of inflammatory response.